Messenger RNA from Lepisosteus oculatus (spotted gar), 3285 nucleotides. It is a transcript of the gene efnb3b, whose product is annotated as ephrin-B3b. Gene Ontology annotation, molecular function: ephrin receptor binding. Gene Ontology annotation, cellular component: plasma membrane. Gene Ontology annotation, biological process: ephrin receptor signaling pathway; axon guidance. NCBI's taxonomy places the organism in Eukaryota, Metazoa, Chordata, Actinopteri, Semionotiformes, Lepisosteidae. The record is from RefSeq and is a predicted model, not a curated record.
GUUCUGGGUCGAGAAAGAAAAUAAACAAGCACCCGGACGACAUGGGAUUGUUUUAGCAGCUCCGGGAGGCAGAAUCUCAACUCUCUCGGCUCGAAACCCCCGAGAGUUCCCCGGCAGCCGGGAGAGGGGGGCACGGCGGACGAAGUUGGCCCCCUGACUUUCUCCGGAAGAGUUUUCCGCUCCCUCGCCCCCCCCUCUGGCUGCUCUCCGUGCCCCCUAUGCGGCCGCGAGGGACGGGACGGAGCGGCGCCCACUGACUGCGCGAGGGACGGUCUCUGUCAGCCCGGGUCCGGCCGGGCGCGCGAUGGCGUUCGGCCGCGGUGUGCGCGCGCUGGCAGUGCUGCUCGUGCUGGCUGUGGAGAUUCCGGGGAGCUGCGCCACCAACCUGGAGCCCAUCUACUGGAACUCGCUCAACAGGAGGUUUCGGGAUGAGAAGGGGUACGUGCUGUACCCCCAGAUCGGAGACCGGCUGGACCUGAUCUGUCCGGCCUCAGAGCCGCCGGGGCCCCACUCCACGCCGGAGUACGAGUACUACAAGCUGUACCUGGUGUCGACCCGGGAGCAGGCCGAGCGCUGCGAGGUCGUAGGUCACCCCGUCCUUCUGCUGACCUGCGACCGGCCCAACAGGGACAUCCGCUUCACCAUCAAGUUCCAGGAGUACAGCCCCAACCUGUGGGGCAACGAGUUCAAGACCCAGCACGACUACUACAUUAUCGCCACCUCGAACGGGACACGGCAGGGCCUGGAGAACAUGAAGGGGGGCUCCUGCUUGACCCGGGGCAUGAAGGUGGUCCUCAAAGUGGGACAAAAUCCCCACAGCUCUGGGUCUAAGCCCUCUAAAACUGGUUUGGACCAGAACCCUGGCCGUCCUAACUGGGCCAACGGGCAGGACAGCCCCCCAGGUUCCUCCGGCAACACCACCCACGCAGGAGGCCGAGGAGCAGCGGGAGGGGCGGCGGGCAGGGGCGAGAACGGCCCCCUGUCCACCUCCAACAUCCCCAUCAUCGCCGGGGCGGGCGGGGGCUCGGCCUUCCUGCUGCUGGUGGCCGUGGUGAUCGCCGUGGUGUGCUACCGGCGCCGGCAGGCCAAGCACUCGGACACCCACCACCCGCCGCUGUCCCUCUCCACCCUCACCAGCCCCAAGCGGGGCGGCGGGGGCAACAACAACGGCUCGGAGCCCAGCGACAUCAUCAUCCCGCUGCGGACUUCCGACAGCGCCUUCUGCCCCCACUACGAGAAGGUCAGCGGGGACUACGGGCACCCCGUCUACAUCGUGCAGGAGAUGCCGCCCCAGAGCCCCGCCAAUAUUUAUUACAAAGUAUGAGGGCGGAGCCCCGCCCAUUGGCCCCGCCUCCCCACCUGUCCCCUCCCCUUUGUUAGGGGCGCCUUCGUCAGUCAGAGCGUCGACAGACCCUCCCCACCCCCCGCACCCCCAAGGUGGGGCUUUUUUUAAAACUCGCACAUAUAAGAAACGGGACAGUAGACCGCGGCCCUCCCUCUACGCCUUUCGAUUUGCUUUAAAACGUCUUGAUGUGAUCGACACUAUUGUAGAGUAUAAGAGUAUAUAUAUACAUGUCUGUUCCUCUUUUUUUGGCGGCCGAACCGUACACUGUGUUAAGGGCGGCUUCUCCUUUUAACAUCGGCGGCGGCGGUGGUGGUGUUGGGGAGGGUAGGGUGUUAUUACCCACCCCACUCUCUCACCAGUCUUUCCCACCUGUCAGUUUUUGGGGUAUUUGUGACAAAGCCGUCGCCUGGGGGGGGGGGGGUCGAUUCUCCCGCCUGUUGUUAUUUUUUGUUGUUGUUGCGUGUGGUGCUGCUGUAGAGGAAAGAAACGACCUGUGUGUGAAGGGAUGAGUGGAACCGCCCUUGCCCCGCCCACUCGGCGCCACGCCCACUGUAGCUCCGCCCCUCUCCCCGCCCCCGCCCCCGCCCCCUGGAAGGGCACUGCAUUGGCAGUCUGGCAGCUGGACAGAGAGACGCUGGGGGACAAGGCGCGGUGCCGCGUAGCCCAAGAGGGCGGGCGAGAUCAGGAAGGAACUGAAACAGGACGGAACAAGAGACAGAGCGGAGAAGACAGAGGAUGGACGGGUCCCCCCAGGUUUCUGAGCGGACAGCACGUGCCUUGUGGGAUUUAUCAAGGAGGUCCAGGAAACAGUACUCCCCGGGCCUUGCAGGGAAAGCAGGACACGGAGGAUUGCUGGGCGAUUGGAGGCGAGGGAUAAUCACUCCAAGACUUGAAAUGCCCCCAACUCCCGUAUAUAUCAGUCCUGGAAAACAAAAUCCUGGAUUCGAUCAGGAAUUGUGAGGAACUGAGGGGGGGGGAUAAUAUGUCUCUUUGUUUUUCCUUCUCUCUGGAACUUUUGAACAGGUAUUUGUGCAUCUUGACACUAACAUUUUUAUUCACAAACUCACUUUCACACUCGGCAUUCACAUACAUACACACUCUCACACAUACGUACACACACUGUCACACAUUCUUUUACACUUACGUACACACUCACGAUCUCUCACACACUCUUUCACACUUAUGCACACCCACACCAUCUUUCACACAUGCACAAACUUUUACAUUCAAGCACACACAUGCGCACUAUCUCUCACUCUUUUUUACAGUUAUGUACACACACAUGUAAACACUCUCUUUCACACUCGCCACUCACACAAUCUCUCAUACUCUCUUUCAUGCUUAUGCACACAAACCUUCACACUCACACAUGUACACACUGCGUCACACAUACACUCUCUUUCAUACUCUCAUGUACUUUCACUCGCACACAACUAAACACCCACCUCACUCACAUGUACACAUAUGUGCCAUUCAUACUUUCUCAAAAGCAUUCACACCUCACACACUGACACACUCGCCCAUUGCACACACUAAGUACCUGUACACUCAUACAUACAGACAAUCUCACUUUCACUCUGUUUCACACUCUCACACAAAUGCACAAUUCUGUGUCAAGUCAUCGCUUUCCACAACUUCUGAAUGCACAUCCCGGAGAACAACAGGAAGAUCCAGCCUGGAAACGGAUACGGAUUUCAAUCCGUUUCUCCUUUUCGGAUCUUUUGAUAUGAAUUCUGUUGUGUUCUUUUUGUUCCGGGCGUGCUUGUUUCUUUGUUUUCUUGUUUUUUUUUCUAUUUCAAAAUGAAAACCCAAAACACACGAGACACAGUUCAGUUUGGACAGAUUUAAAAGUCCCUGGUUCAGGAUGUACUUUGCUUGGUUGUGUCAUAUUUAGUUGUUGUUGUUUUUUAAAUAAAUAAACCAAUAAAAGGUGUAAACAA